UCCUACUGAAUUAAUUAUAACAAAUAGUUCAAUUAUUCCAGUAAAUAAUAAUGCAAUGUGCUUAUCAGCGAUUCAGCAAACUCAGUCUAGUGGAUGGGUGGUUGGUGUUGCCUUUUUAUCGAAUGUUUAUAGUGUAUUUGAUUUUGAUAACUUAAGAAUUGGAUUUGCUGAAACUAAAGCUUCUUAA
Messenger RNA from Dentiscutata heterogama, 187 nucleotides. Lineage: Eukaryota; Fungi; Glomeromycota; Glomeromycetes; Diversisporales; Gigasporaceae. The record is from the annotation of a GenBank genome assembly.